Messenger RNA from Thermothielavioides terrestris NRRL 8126, 1326 nucleotides. RefSeq lists its product as uncharacterized. The transcript has 7 exons. Gene Ontology annotation, molecular function: actin filament binding. Bases 1 to 1326 code for a protein of 441 amino acids. Gene Ontology annotation, biological process: Arp2/3 complex-mediated actin nucleation. Lineage: Eukaryota; Fungi; Ascomycota; Sordariomycetes; Sordariales; Chaetomiaceae. Gene Ontology annotation, cellular component: actin cortical patch; Arp2/3 protein complex. The record is from RefSeq and is a predicted model, not a curated record.
AUGGCCACCCAAACCCCCGCCGUUGUCAUGGACAACGGCACGGGGUUUUCCAAGCUAGGUUUCGCCGGUAACGACUCACCUUCGUUCGUCUUCCCGACCGCGAUUGCGACCAAGGGCCCCGCUGGCGGUAGCGGCGGUUCGGGCUCGGGCCGUCCCGCUGUCGCGAACAAGCCGUCCUUCCUUACCGGCGGAGCUGGCCCGACAGGCCAUCUGGCGGCCAAGCGCGGGACUGAGGACCUCGACUUCUUCAUUGGCGACGAGGCGAUCGCAGCUGCUUCCGGGCCCGGCUACGGACUGCAUUAUCCGAUCCGGCAUGGGCAGAUCGAGAACUGGGAUCACAUGGAGAGGUUCUGGUCCAACUCGAUCUUCAAAUAUCUCAGGGUCGAACCGGAGGACCACUACUUCCUCCUCACCGAGCCGCCACAGCCCCUGAACCCUCCCGAGAACCGAGAAAACACGGCCGAGAUCUUCUUCGAAUCCUUCAACUGCGCCGGUCUUUACAUUGCCGUCCAGGCUGUGCUGGCGCUCGCCGCCUCGUGGACAUCGUCAAAGGUCACAGACAGGUCCUUGACCGGCACCGUUAUCGACUCCGGUGAUGGUGUCACGCACGUCAUCCCGGUGGCCGAGGGCUACGUCAUCGGCUCGUCCAUCAAGUCGAUUCCCAUUGCCGGGCGCGACAUUACCUACUUUGUGCAGUCGCUCCUCCGAGACCGCGGCGAGCCCGACUCGUCUCUCAAGACGGCGCAGGAGAUCAAGGAGGAGUACUGCUAUGUCUGCCCGGACAUCGUCAACGAGUUCGCCAAGUACGAUCGCGACCGCAGCCGGUUCUUGAAGCACGUGGUGACGCAGCCGGGCGGGCGCCAGGUCACGGUCGACGUGGGCUACGAGCGCUUCCUCGCGCCCGAGAUAUUCUUCAACCCGGAGAUCUACUCGUCCGACUUCCUGACGCCGCUGCCUGUGGUGGUCGACGGCGUCAUCCAGUCGUCGCCCAUCGACGUGCGCCGCGGGCUGUACAAGAACAUCGUCCUCUCGGGCGGCAGCACGCUGUACAAGGACUUUGGCCGCAGGUUACAGCGCGACAUCAAGCAGCUCGUGGACGCCAGGAUCCGCCAGAGCGAGCUGCGCAGCGGCGGCGCCAAGAGCGGAGGGCUGGAGGUGCAGGUCGUCACGCACAAGCGGCAGCGGCACGGUCCGUGGUUCGGCGGCAGCUUGCUCGGCCAGACGCCCGAGUUCCGGUCGUACUGCCACACCAAGGCGGAGUACCAGGAGUAUGGUCCUGGUAUCGUGCGGAGAUUUGCCCUGCUGGGAGGCCCCGGUGGUUCCUAA